Molecule: messenger RNA, 1971 nt
Organism: Stegodyphus dumicola
Lineage: Eukaryota; Metazoa; Arthropoda; Arachnida; Araneae; Eresidae
Gene: Mettl14
Product: methyltransferase like 14
Biological process (GO): mRNA modification
Cellular component (GO): RNA N6-methyladenosine methyltransferase complex; nucleus
Molecular function (GO): mRNA binding
Source: RefSeq, a predicted model, not a curated record
AUGGACGCCACCAUGUUUACACUGUGAAAUAUUUACCGGUAGCACAAGAUGAUUAUAUACAUUGGUUUAUGAAAUGGAAACUCUAAAGAAACUGAAAGAAAAGUCACAGAAAAGACGGGAAUUAUUAGCUAAACAACUUGGAGCUGGAAGUACCGAAAACUUGAGCACAGUCCUUGGUAAUCAAGAUGACCGAAAUACAAGCCCAACAAAGAAACGGAAGAGUGAGCCUGAAGUUUUGAUAUGUUCAAAACAUGUAAAGGAAGAAGAUGAUGAAGAAACAAAACAGAUACCUGCUUCCUUGAAUGUUCCUGUGGAAAAUGAUGAUGUGUCUGAAGUUAGAACUUAUACAGAUUCUAGUACUUUCUUGAAGGGAACACAGAGUGCCAACCCUCACAAUGACUAUUGUCAGCAUUUUGUGGAUACUGGCCAGAGACCUCAGAAUUUCAUCAGAGAUGUUGGUCUAGCUGAUAGGUUUGAAGAAUAUCCCAAAUUAAAAGAGCUUAUUAGGUUAAAAGAUGAAUUAAUAGCUAAAACAGCUACACCUCCAAUGUAUUUAAAAUGUGAUCUUGAGACCUUUGAUUUUCGAGAGCUUAACUGCAAGUUUGAUGUCAUACUUGUUGAAGCUCCACUAGAGGAGUACCAACGGACAUAUGGCAUGACAAAUAUGAAAUUUUGGACAUGGGAAGAAAUAAUGAAAUUAGAAAUUGAAGAAGUAGCUGCUCCUCGCUCAUUUAUUUUUCUUUGGUGUGGUUCUUCUGAUGGAUUAGAUUUAGGAAGACAGUGUUUAAGGAAAUGGGGUUUCAGAAGAUGUGAAGACAUAUGUUGGAUUAAAACAAAUAUCAAGAAUCCAGGUCAUUCGAAAAAUCUGGAACCACGAGCAAUAUUUCAAAGAACUAAGGAACACUGCUUAAUGGGCAUCAAGGGUACAGUACGGCGAAGUACUGAUGGAGACUUCAUUCAUGCCAAUAUAGAUAUUGAUCUCAUCAUCUCUGAGGAACCAGAGUAUGGUAGCAUCGCUAAACCGGAAGAAAUAUUUCAUAUUAUUGAGCAUUUCUGUUUGGGAAGGCGUCGACUGCAUAUUUUUGGACGCGAUGUUACCGUUCGUCCUGGAUGGUUAACCAUUGGACCGGCUCUCACGAACAGCAAUUUUAAUGGUGAAACAUACAAUUCAUACUUCAACAAAGGUCCCAAUGAUUAUCUGACAGGAUGUACUGAUAGAAUUGAAGCUUUACGACCCAAAUCUCCUCCCCCCAAAUCGAAAGGUGGGGGAGGUCCGAGUGCUUCAAAUAGAGGAGCCAAUUCUCGCGGAGGAAGUAAUCGAUCGAAAAAUUUUGGUGGCCGUGGUAGAGGCUCUCAUCGUGGCCGACAGUAAAUGCCCUUUAUUAACUUAUUUUAUACAAUUUAAAAAUUUCACAUAUAUUCUCUCCAUUUUAUAUGAAAGUUUUUUAAAUACUCAUAAUAAAACACAAAGAUGAAUGUGUUUCCCAUUUUUAGUUGAAAUUUAAAGAUGAUGUAGGAUUCUGGGUAAACUUUAAAACUUGGCAGUAUCCUUCUGAAAUUGGUGGUUUGCCAACCAAAAUCAAGUCAAUGACAUAAGAUCCUUUAUUUACAAUUUAAAAUAUAUUGUAUUUAUAUUUUAUAUUACUGCUUUAGCAGUAUUUUCAGUAGAUAUGCUUUUAUAAAUUUUGCUUGCCUGAAAUGUUUAUUUUACAUCUUUGAGUAAAAUAAAUAAAAAAUGCAACUCAUGCAUGGAAGGAGUUUUUUUCCCAUAUGUGAGGGGGGGGGAGAAUACUUGGAAAUUUUUUGGGAAUAUAACCCCCCCUAAAAAAAAAAAUAUUAAAUUAAGUUACACAUUAUCUCAUACUUUUGAGUUGAACAGGAACAUAAAGUCGGAAUUGAUUUUAUUAUUUUUAAUUUGUAUAUGAUAUUUGUGUGUUUUGUAUGAAUAAAUUUUGUAUGCACAUAAACAGA